CUUCUGCCGGAGCCGGAGUUUAGUAGAAAGACCGUAUCGUAUGUCAUCGAUGGUUUGUGCUGGUGUUGGGUUGCAGCUGUGGUAUCUUGCAAACCCUGGACCUCCAGCUUCGACCUCACCUCUUUCUAUCAUCAUCGACCCUCGCUAUUCCAUCCAUCCUGCCUGUGCCCAUCAGCUAUUGCUUAAAGUCAUCCAUAACGACUCCAAGGUAAAUAGAUCCGGUACUUCCGCCUUCUCACUCAGUCUGGGCAACGUCCUCAGCAUGGUUACCCUGGUGCCCAGAGAUAAGCUGAUGAGUACCUAGCAUCAUGGUAGGGCUCUUCCCAAGCUCGCAGGCCGUCUACCAGGCCUUUUGCCCGACUUCACCAUAUUACAAGCCUACAGCGGAGCCUUCCGCCAAGCUAAGCGAACACCCUCAGAAGCGUCCCCUCUUCCAAUCUUGGAGUGCUGCCGAUACUGCGAAGGAGGUCGGUCACGCAGCUCAAGAGAAGUACACUGAGGCGAGUCAAAAGGCUCAAGCAAAAGUGGGAGGUAUCGAGCUCUAUUCGGCCAAGUACUAUGCUGCUUGCACCGUGGGAGGCAUCUUAGCAUGUGGCACCACUCACACCGCAGUCACACCUCUGGAUUUGGUCAAAUGUCGACGCCAAGUCGAUCCCAACCUCUACAAAGGUAAUUUCGAGGCAUGGAGAAAGAUUGGCAAGGCCGAGGGCAUUCGCGGUAUCUUUACCGGUUGGGGCCCAACAUUCGUGGGAUACUCCGUCCAGGGUGCUGGCAAGUAUGGAUUCUACGAAUACUUCAAGCACUUGUAUAGCGAGUUGGCCGGAGAGGAGGCUGCAUCCAAGUACAAGACCAUCCUCUACUUGUCGGCGUCUGCCUCUGCAGAAUUCAUCGCCGAUGUAGGUCUCUGUCCUUUCGAGGCUGUCAAAGUCCGAAUGCAAACCACUAUCCCACCCACUUUCACUGGCACCAUGCAAGGUAUCUCGUCCAUUACUGGCAAAGAAGGCGUCGGCGGUCUGUACAAGGGUUUGUACCCUCUCUGGGGUCGCCAGAUCCCAUACACCAUGAUGAAAUUCGCGUCUUUUGAGAACAUUGUGACCGCUAUUUACAAUUAUCUUCCUGGCCAAAAGUCCGACUACAAUAAAGGAGCCCAGACUCUUGUGGCUUUUACCGGUGGUUAUCUUGCUGGUAUUCUUUGUGCUAUCGUUUCCCAUCCUGCCGACGUCAUGGUGAGCAAAUUGAACGCCGAUCGUGCUCCUGGUGAAAGCUUUGGCGGUGCCAUGAGUCGUAUCUACUCCAAGAUUGGAUUCUCCGGUUUGUGGAAUGGUCUUCCAGUGAGAAUUGUGAUGAUCGGUACCUUGACUGGCUUGCAAUGGAUGAUCUACGAUUCGUUCAAGAUCUUUAUGGGAUUGCCCACCACUGGUGGCGGCGACGAGAAGAAGACGGCCAAGGCCUGAACUCUUGGUACACGCGCUGUGGUCCCGAAGCCAAGUUUGGGCGGCCAGAGAUGAUAUUUGUACAUGCGAUACUUUGGCAGAGGUAGCUAGUCAACUGGGUUCGAAUUCAACGACCUCACGGGGUGAUGAAGUGUACGUAUGAGGUUAGGACGUGUUCCUUUUGCUGCACAUGUGUCACCCAAUUGGCACUAUUCGUAAGCUACGAUACCUUCCUAG
Exophiala oligosperma is the source of this 1670-nucleotide messenger RNA. RefSeq lists its product as uncharacterized. Gene Ontology annotation, biological process: mitochondrial phosphate ion transmembrane transport. The coding region runs from base 309 to 1454 and encodes 381 amino acids. The record is from RefSeq and is a predicted model, not a curated record. The transcript has 4 exons. Lineage: Eukaryota; Fungi; Ascomycota; Eurotiomycetes; Chaetothyriales; Herpotrichiellaceae. Gene Ontology annotation, cellular component: mitochondrial inner membrane. Gene Ontology annotation, molecular function: phosphate transmembrane transporter activity.